CUCUCUUGCUUCUACUGUCGCUCACAUCCAACCUACCUUCCGACUCUCCUCGUCGUCGUCGUCGUCGUCGUCGUCGCCGCCAUCAUGUCGCUGGCCGUCCGAGCCGACGCCUUGACUGCCAUUCCCAACCCAUACGUCUUCCCUCCCUCCAGCAGAUUCGAAGGCGUCGACGGCUCCUGGUCAACCUUCACCAUCAACGUCGGCGAUGAUGGCCACGGCAACACCGGCCAAAACUUCCACAUCUUCCCCUCCACCUCGGCCACCGCCACCUACAUACCCGGUGCGACAAACAACUUCUGCGGCAACCAGUCCGAUCCCGACGCCUGCUGGGAGUCGCGUGGCAUCCAGGUCUACAGAGGCUCGCAACAGAAUGGCUUCAACACCCAGGCCGCCUCCGCCUGGAACCAGCUGGGCUCCUACAAUCUCGGCCUCGACACUACCACCUUUGGCUAUGGCGACAACGACUCGGCCAUCUGGGGCACCGACAAUGUUGGCAUAGGCGAUGCCUCCACCGACAGUCAGACCCUGCCCGCCCAGCCCGUCGCCCUCUUCUACAAUGCCACCUACUGGCUCGGCCUGUUUGGCCUGUCCACCGUCCCCACAAACAUUGACGGCUCCGCAUAUCCCACCUUUAUCGACAGCCUUUUCAAGUCUCUCGACGACAAGAACCAGUCCCUCAUCCCCAGCAUGUCCUACGGCUAUGCCGCCGGCGCUUCUUAUGCGAAUGCGCGCAAAGGCCAGGUCGGCAGUCUGAUAUUCGGCGGCUACGAUGCCUCCUUGUUCGACACCUCGCGCACCGUCCAGAUCAGCUUUCCGGGCGGCGUCGGCGGCGAGGAUGUCUCCCUGUCCGCCGCAGUCACCUCCGUCGUCACGGAUGAUGGCAACACCGUCCGCACACUCGACAACAGCAGGUUCUCCAUCCUCAUCGACUCCACCCUACCCUACCUCUGGCUGCCCGGCAACAUCUGCGACCAGCUCGAGGAUAUAUACGACAUCACCGAGGGCCCGAACGGGCUGUACAAUGUCUCCACCGCCCACUACCAACAGCACUUUGCCACAAACAUCACCUUCUCCAUCGCAAACAACGUCAACUCGAUGGAAAAGGUCGACAUCGUCCUCCCCUACGCCGCCCUCUACCACACGGCCAAGUACCCCGUCGUGCGCUCCGACACGCAGUAUCUCGCAUUCAGACGCUCGCCAAACAACAACUACGUCCUCGGCCGUGCAUUCCUACAGCACGCCUAUCUGGUCGUCGACUACGAGCGAAGGUACUGGUCCGUCGCCCCCACCAUCAUCGCCGACCCGCUGCCCAGCCCAAACAUCACCCGCAUCCUCUCCCCCGCCAUCCAGACCCCGGAGCCAACCCCAAUCGCAAAGGACAAGCUCAGCGGCGGCGCCAUCGCCGGCAUCGUCGUCGCCACCCUCGCCUUCGCCCUCGUCCUCGCCCUCGCCAUCUUCUACUUCCGCAAGGCCCAGCAGAAGAAGCAGAAGCUGCUCGCCCAGCAGCAGCCCCUGCCCCCGGAAAAGGACAUUUACGAGCACCCGGGCUCGCCCGCCCCGGCCUACGGCUCCGCCUCCAUCGCCAACAGCACCAACAAGAACCGCCACACCUACGACUCCCAGCUCAGCCAGGAAAUGCCCGACUCGUCGCGCUCUGCCUCGGCACAAGGCUUCUACGGCGGUCACCACCGCCACUCCGAGUCCGGCUCCAACAUCACCGAGCUCGUCGGCUCCCCCGCGCCGGGCUACUCCGACGCCAAAUCCCCCGGCGGGCCUGGAGGAUCAGCAGCAACAGCAGCAGACUCCUACUUCAAACACGGCCCCGGCGUCGUCGACCCCGCCCCGCUCGCCGAGCUCCCCGGCGACCACGGCAUCUCCGAAGCCCCUCUACGCAGACCCCGUGGCGCAAGAAAGCGCAGCGCAGGCAGUAACGGGAAAGUCCAGAGUCCCGACGCCGACCGUCCGCUGCCCAUUCACGAGGUCGAGGAGGGCGAUCACGCGUCGCCGCCGCCGGCAGCGGGGCCUGACGGGUUACUUGCCGAGCCGCGGCCGGGAGAGGACAAUCAUGAUGCGCAGUCGUCGGAUGAGUCGGACGCGUCAAAGGGCUCGUCUGAGGACUCGCGUGUCGCGGUCGGGAGUGCUGAUGCCGAGCGUGAUUCGGCGGAUGGUAUUUCCCCUGCGCCGCCGCCGCCGACGACGACAGCACAUACGGAUCCGGGCAGCGACGCGGUGGCGAAAGAGAUGAAUCCCUGAGAUCUGAACGUCCAUCUACACGCAAAUUACAUGAAGUCAGACAAAAUCACAUAUAUCUGCACCAUCUCGACGAGUCUAUUAUUCACCAUCCAUCCCGGUCACGUUCACGUUCUUGUUCAUGUUGAUGUUUUCGUCCAUGUACCUUUUCCCCCCUUUUUUUACACCCUUUUAUUUUCAGCAACAGUUUUUGUUUCCGUGCUGCUUUCACACUCC
Molecule: messenger RNA, 2466 nt
Organism: Pseudovirgaria hyperparasitica
Lineage: Eukaryota; Fungi; Ascomycota; Dothideomycetes; Acrospermales; Acrospermaceae
Product: acid protease
Exons: 2
Coding region: 85-2253 (722 amino acids)
Source: RefSeq, a predicted model, not a curated record